UUUGUGGCUAAUCCACGAUUGCAGCUGAUUGUGUACUAGAUAUGAUUUAUGAUAUCUAAAUCAAAAUUGGUACUUUCUUUCUUUUUCUUUUUUUUUUUUUUAAGUAUAGGUGUUUGUUAAUGCAGGCACACACAUUUGAUCAUUUAUUUAAUUCCUGAUUAAACUGAGACAAAAAAGGGCGCAUCAAAAGCGAUAUAACAAAAUAUACGGUUUGAUCGUCAGAUUUUAGCAGUGCAACCUCUUUUUCCAAAGCUCGGUUUAAUUGAUAAGCUCAAUUACAAGCCCACUGUGCCUUCAAAAUUCACCCCCACCCCUCUGUCACUCGUUGGGAUUUUUAUCCAGAGAAAUGCAUAUUAAAGUUAGAGUCUGGUCAUUUUGACUGGGUUUCUUCUGACGUCAGAGCCACCGGCGUUUAAAACAACCCGCAUCUGGGCUGACGUGUUUAAUGCUAGUUUUUAUAAGGCAAAAUAUGUAUUUCUGACAUCAAAGACGGCAAUUCAACAAAUGCUUCAGGAUGCGCGCGGCUGUGCUGUAGAAGUUUAAUAGAGCGUUAGGAGAGCAUCCAUCUAUCGAACACUCUCAGGAAGGCGUUUAAGCAGAUUAAACAUGCUAGUAUUGCGCUUCGCCCUAUAAGCGUCCGGCAGCUUUAUGCUUUACCGAUCAAUCGGUACACUGAAACACAGCAGAGCUGCAGUCUCGCCUGCGUUCCGGCACACGGGGAUCACUCUACAAUGUCCUAUCCUCAGUUCGGAUAUCCGUACUCUUCUGCACCCCAGUUCCUCAUGACCACCAACUCCCUGACAUCUUGCUGCGAGUCGAGCACCAGAUCCAUCUCGGAUUCGUCCGCGCAGACGCCCGUUUACUGUCCGGUGUACGAGAGCAGACUGCUGGCCACCGCCAGACACGAGCUGAGCUCCGCCGCCGCGCUGGGAGUCUACGGGAGCCCGUACACCGGCGGCCAGGGCUACGGGAACUAUGUUACCUACGGCGCUGACGCGUCCGCUUUCUACUCUUUGGGAACGUUUGAUGCCAAAGAUGGAAGUGCGUCUGCGCAUGCGGGUAUAACACAGGCUGCCGCAUAUUACCCUUACGAUCCCACCCUGGGACAGUACCAGUAUGAUAGAUACGGAUCUAUGGAGGGAGGAAGCAGAAGGAAGAACGCCACGCGUGAGACCACGAGCACAUUAAAAGCGUGGCUCCAGGAGCACAGAAAGAACCCCUAUCCCACCAAAGGCGAGAAGAUCAUGCUGGCCAUCAUCACCAAGAUGACCCUCACGCAGGUGUCCACCUGGUUCGCCAACGCCAGAAGAAGGCUCAAGAAGGAGAACAAGAUGACAUGGCCACCGAGAAGCAAGGGCUCCGACGAUAAGAAGUACGAUGAUGAUGAUGAUGAUGAGGAUGAGGAUGAGGAUGGCUCGCAAGAAGAUCAAAUCAAAAGUGAAACCAAUGAUGACGAGAGCAAAUGUCGAGAGGACAAGGAGCUCCAGCUGAGUGACUUGGACGACUUUGACACCAUCGAGUCUGAGAGCUCCGAGUGUGAACUCAAGCACCGCUUCCAUAUGAACGCACACAUGGCGACCACCGACGACCGCCUCAAAGAAGCGCCUCCAAAGCUCUCCAUCCCCGGUCUGCUCGAAGCCAAAAGCGGCCUGAAAAGCACCGCGGAAGACUGCGAGCACAGCAAAACGUGCUUCCAGCAGCAGGGCCUUGCGUUACUGGACAGCAAACCGCGCAUCUGGUCUCUGGCCCAGACCGCGACAGAGUACUCCUCGUGUAUGCUUCGGUGCCAGCCAUCGCCCCCCGCCUCCUCACCUGUCAGCGGCCUGGAGAGACAGCAGGACUCACCUGUCACGACUCUCAGAAACUGGGUAGAUGGUGUUUUUCACGACCCCUUGUUUAGACACGGCUCCUUGAACCAAGCACACACGAACACUACGGUUUCUUGGACCACCUCGACCAAAGGGUCGAUCUUAGAGACUGGAGCGCUUGGACGCUCCAACAACGUGAUGAAAACACAGCCUCAAGAGGCCAGCAAGGACAGUAUGACAUUUCCAAAGGGGGUGAAUAAAAUAUUCUGCUCCUAGCACACCAAAAAGACUGUUUGGAAUAGCUGUUUACGCUUUCAGUUCACAAACAAAUGCCAGACUGUGAAUCGAUGGGCCCAAAAAUACGUUUUGUUACAUAAAAAUGUAUGCGUUUAUUGCUGUGGUGACAUCUCACUGGCGAGGGGUUGGUUUAUAUGUAUUUAUUGGUUUGGCUGACGCACGUUCAGAUUAUGUAAAUUAACUGGAAGUUUAUGUUCUGAAAGACUGAAAAAAGUUUACAGGCUAGUUUCGUUCCGGCUUUUAUCGUUUCUUUGGCAUGCAUACGUUGCUAGUUUUUAUUUAUCAUUCUUUUAGGCGAACUCGGACCUUGUCGCAACGACUCACAAGUGUCACUGUUACGAAAACAUCGCACAAAUGCACAGAUCUCCUCGAAACGGGGAAUGUUCAAAUCUGUUCACUAUAAUAAACGGUGGAUUUU
This is a messenger RNA of Sinocyclocheilus anshuiensis, 2523 nucleotides long. RefSeq names its product iroquois-class homeodomain protein irx-4-A-like. Bases 732 to 2084 code for a protein of 450 amino acids. Gene Ontology annotation, biological process: cell development; neuron differentiation; regulation of transcription by RNA polymerase II. NCBI's taxonomy places the organism in Eukaryota, Metazoa, Chordata, Actinopteri, Cypriniformes, Cyprinidae. Gene Ontology annotation, molecular function: RNA polymerase II cis-regulatory region sequence-specific DNA binding; DNA-binding transcription factor activity, RNA polymerase II-specific. The transcript is spliced from 5 exons. Gene Ontology annotation, cellular component: nucleus. The record is from RefSeq and is a predicted model, not a curated record.